Molecule: messenger RNA, 1593 nt
Organism: Kuraishia capsulata CBS 1993
Lineage: Eukaryota; Fungi; Ascomycota; Pichiomycetes; Pichiales; Pichiaceae
Exons: 1
Coding region: 1-1593 (530 amino acids)
Molecular function (GO): protein binding
Source: RefSeq, a predicted model, not a curated record
AUGACAGAUUUCUACGAACCGGUUCAGCUCUUCCGCCAGAAUGCUUUGCGUCUGACGAAAUCAGGAGAGGGCAUGAGACAGCAGUACAUCCAAUCUAACUUCGCUGGCAAUUCCUGGUCUCUCUCAGGGAACUCUUCCAAAGACUUGCUGAUCACGAACAAAACCGUGGGAAACAGAUCCGAUAAUGAUAAAAUGUCCAGUAGCUACUGGAAAGUGGGCACGGGUCUUGAAGAAGGUCAGUUUGUCACUUCCGUUGACUCCGUUACUUCUGGAAACUCACAUGUGUUGGCUAUUGGCUCUGGUGGUCCCAAAUCCAAUCUUUUUAUCUACAGAUUAGGACAGGACGCCAAUGAAGACUUUCUUUUAACACACCAGAAGACCAUCACAUUACCAAACAUACACUCUCUCAAAUGGCUGAAUCCUGUUGACGAAGAAGAUGACCGCAGAUUUUUGCUUUCUGGUCACACACAAGGAACCGUCAACUUGACAAUGAUUCCCGAGUUUGAUAACGGAAGCGCUUCCAUUGUAAAGCGCUUCAACCACGCCAAACACCUUGAGUACCAGUUUCCCGCACAUGGAACGACGAUAGACAAUUUAAUGACAACACCGCUGUCGUGGAGAUCGUGCACGCUAAAUUCGAUCCUUUCUGGAUACUCCGGAAACAUUUUCCUAUGGGAUUCGUCACGGUCUUCUGUUCCAGUGGUGAAACUGAAAAUCAAGGGCUUAUCUUAUUUUGAUGCUUCUCUAGCUCACGAGUCAAUGCUGGCAUUAGCAGGAGGUUUUGGAAUUUCAUUGUUAGACCUAAGGUCCGACAAACGUGAAUUUCACAGGCCGGGAGAGUCCACCGGGGCUGCAUGUCGCGUGAGGUGGUGCGGUUCAGCCAACGAAAAUCUGGUUGCAUCCGCUCAUCUCGAUAACACCGUGCAGAUAUGGGAUAUCCGCAACAGCGAAACUCCAUUAUCAUCCCUAGUAGGCGGUCACAAAGACCAGAUCACUUCCCUGGAGUGGGAUGGUGAGUGCGUGAUCACAGGAUCGAGAGACGGCACAAUCGUGAAUUGGGACACACAGUUCAACACCUCAGUGGUUGGCCAAAAGUGUACUCUGAGGCAAGGUGCCAGCUCCGUGUUUUUAAAAACGGACAAAGAUGGACAGAUCGUUGAAGACAAGGAGCAAUAUACUAAUGUCAGACAAUGUGGUACUCCGAUCCCAGCCUCUAAUACCUCUAUUGUGGCAUUGGCACAACUGACACAUCCAGAAAAGAAUUGGGUCGUCAGCAUAGACGAAGCGUCGUUCCUUGGAAUCCACGGAAAACGUUCAUCAACUACUGAGGAAGACCCCACAACUCCCGUUGAUACUCUCAACGAGUUUGAGUUGCCUCUUCCAGAAACGAGACUCGAAGAGAUAACAUUUUUGAAUCGUUCUAGUUCAACUCUGGUUGAGGAAGACAACCUUUCUACCUCAAAGCCACCCACAACUCCUCCCCUCAAAAUCCACAAGACAAUUGAAAGGAAGACUUCAGAGUCGACUCUUAUUGAGUUUGUGAAGGAACAGAAUAUACCUGUUACGAUGUUCCACAAUUUGCCUUACAUAUGA